AUGGUGAAAUCUUGUGACCAAUGUCAACGACAAGGGUCAAUUGGUAGGAAGCACGAAAUGCCAAUGAAUUUUAUGAUGGAGGUUGAACUAUUUGAUGUGUGGGGCAUUGACUCUAUGGGCCCAUUUGUGAGUUCUCGUGGUAUGCGUUACAUCCUUGUUGCAAUUGACUAUAUGUCCAAGUGGGUCGAAGCUGUAGCAUUGCCCAACAAUGAUGGCAAGAGUGUCACAAAUUUUCUCAAAAAGAACAUAUUCACAAGGUUUAGCACUCCUAGAGCAAUCAUUAGUGAUGGUGUCACUCACUUUUACAACAAGCAAUUCGCUAAUCUCAUGGAGAAAUAUAGAGUGAAGCAUAGGGUGGCAACUCCUUACCAUCCCCAAACUAGUGGGCAAGUCGAAGUCUCCAAUCGGGAGAUAAAGAGUAUCUUAGCCAAAACGGUUAAUGCAAAUAGAAUCGAUAGGUCAUUAAAGCUUGACGAUGAUCUUUGGGCUUAUAGAACGACAUUCAAGACGCCCAUUGGUACUUCUCCUUAUCGGUUGGUGUUUAGCAAAGCUUGCCAUCUACCGGUUGAACUUGAGCACAAACCGUUGUGGGCAUUAAAAAAAUUAAACAUGGAUUGGGAAGAAGCAGCCAAGUUGUGGUUGUUUCAAAUGAAUGAAAUGGAUGAGUUUCGAUACCAUGCCUAUGAGAGUGCAGCUUUGUAUAAGGAAAAGAUGAAGCAUUAUCAUGAUGUCAAACUGCUGAAGAGAUAUUUUCAACCGGGUGAUUCGUGUUAUAUCCUGUAUUUUGAACAUUGA
Messenger RNA from Lycium ferocissimum, 795 nucleotides. RefSeq lists its product as uncharacterized. Bases 1 to 795 code for a protein of 264 amino acids. Gene Ontology annotation, biological process: DNA integration. Gene Ontology annotation, molecular function: nucleic acid binding. NCBI's taxonomy places the organism in Eukaryota, Viridiplantae, Streptophyta, Magnoliopsida, Solanales, Solanaceae. The transcript has a single exon. The record is from RefSeq and is a predicted model, not a curated record.